GAGGGACGCUCCCGCACCUCCUGCACACCUCCAGCUCGUCGCAGGAGGAGGGCCCCAGGCUCCGUUCUCCACCUCCUCUCACUGCUCCCUGCGAGCCAGGGGAAGGCUGCGGAGAGUUCCUACCACCGCUGGCCUUCUUUUUAUGUUGUCUGCAGGGGGAAAGAGGGCGACGGACAACUCGGUGCUGGGGAACUGACCUCUGGCUCGGCGGGCCCCUGGGGAGGGAGAGCAGAGGAGUGGCUGGGGCUGGGGGACUCCAUGCGGGGGCCAUGGACAGAGCGGCGCUCCUGGGACUGUCGCGCCUGUGCGCGCUGUGGGCAGCCCUGCUCGCGCUGUUCCCCUGCGGAGCCCAAGGAAAUUGGAUGUGGUUGGGCAUCGCCUCCUUUGGGGUUCCGGAGAAGCUGGGCUGCGCCAACUUGCCGCUGAACAGCCGCCAGAAGGAGCUGUGCAAGAAGAAACCGUACCUGCUGCCGAGCAUCGGAGAGGGCGCGCGGCUGGGCAUUCAGGAGUGCAGGAGCCAGUUCAGACACGAGAGGUGGAACUGCCUGGUCACCGCCGCCGCCACGCCGGGCACCAGCCCCCUUUUUGGCUACGAGCUGAGCAGCGGCACCAAGGAAACAGCAUUUAUUUAUGCUGUGAUGGCAGCAGGCCUGGUGCAUUCUGUGACCAGGUCUUGCAGUGCAGGCAACAUGACCGAGUGCUCCUGUGACACCACCUUACAGAACGGCGGUUCAGCAAGCGAAGGCUGGCACUGGGGGGGCUGCUCAGAUGAUGUCCAGUAUGGCAUGUGGUUCAGCAGAAAGUUCCUAGAUUUCCCCAUCAGAAACACUACAGGAAAAGAAAGCAAAGUACUUUUAGCAAUGAACCUGCACAACAACGAAGCUGGAAGGCAGGCUGUCGCCAAGUUGAUGUCCGUGGAUUGCCGAUGUCACGGAGUUUCCGGCUCCUGCGCUGUGAAAACGUGCUGGAAAACUAUGUCUUCUUUCGAAAAGAUUGGCCACUUGUUGAAGGAUAAGUACGAAAACAGUGUCCAAAUCUCCGACAAAAUAAAGAGGAAAAUGCGCAGAAGAGACAAAGAUCAGAGGAAAAUACCCAUUGGCAAGGAUGAACUCCUCUACGUUAAUAAGUCUCCCAAUUACUGCGUCGAGGAUAAGAAACGAGGGAUCCCCGGGACCCAAGGCAGAGAAUGCAACCGCACGUCGGAGGGCGCGGACGGCUGCAACCUCCUUUGCUGCGGCCGAGGCUACAACACCCACGUGGUCAGGCACGUGGAGAGGUGCGAGUGCAAGUUUAUUUGGUGCUGCUACGUCCGCUGCAGGAGGUGUGAAAGCAUGACUGACGUCCACACUUGCAAGUAGCCCCUCCGGCCAGCCUCUCACCGUGCAGGCCUGGUGAAGCUGACCCCUGCCUCCUCUAAGUCCCAGACCCUGGCGCUUGGCGCUGAGCUCCCUUUACCCAACGGAUAGUAGAUCACUCACAGAGCGCGUGGAUUUGGGGGGAGGAAGGAGCAGAGUUGACAAGGAUUGGGUUCAUUUUUUGUUGGUUUAGAAAUAUAUAUUGACACACCAGGAAGAUCAUCUGACUCCUGAACAAGAAAGAAAAGGAAGGAGACUUCACCCGGGAAGACCUGGUCCAUAUUCAGGAUAAGAUCCUGGAUUGUGGAACUCAGCUAUGGAACUCAGCAGUAGUGGGUGAAUAUGAGGCAUUUUUGAAAUAUGCUCUUCUAGCAGCAAGGAACAGUAAACAGAAUCUCAUUUAUUCUCUCACCAUUUUAGAUGAAGAAAUCAUAGGGUUCGCGCAAAGAAACAGAUGCUGGAAAGUUAACAGAAGUACUGGUUGCUUAGUUUCCCUUUCAUGCAUUUCAAAAGAAGGGCAAUUACAACGAAUUUCCCUUAGUGAUACUGUGUGCCUAGAAAGUGUUUGCUAGAGAUGUUUAGUGACAAAAGGGAAGAAUCUAAACGUAAAAAGUAAAAUGUAUGGUUUGGAUUUUAAGUGCCUUUUAACUAGGAGAAUUUAUCUAGAAAAAUUUCAGUCAGAUAUACAGCACUUUUUCUAUCCUUGGCUUCAUUUUUUAAAAAAUUUAAAUUCAAGUUAGUUAACAUAUAGUGUUGUUGGUUUUGUUCUUUAAUGAUAGACCUGUUGCUACUUUUAAAACCCCAGCUCAGAAAUAAUGGGGAAGAGAGGGAUCUUAAGAGCAGGUGGGGAAAUUAAAGGUAAAAACAUAAAGGGCUCUCAUACAUUGUAAGGGGAAGCACCCUUUAAAAGUGUAAAAAUAGUAUUUUGUAUAGUAUUUUGCUAAAAAAAAGUUAUAUAUUUUGUAAAUACAGUAUUUAAGUUAUAUGAUAUAUAUUGAAACUUAAGACACUUAUUGCCAAAGCACAAGAGCAAGGGCAAUAAAAUUAUCUCAGAAAUAAGAUUAACUUCUGUUUCUUUCCAUACCUUUUUUAAACGUUGAAAAGAAGUUAAUUGAGUAGUUAGUUAUAUGGAUGUGUUUUUCUUGUCAAAAUGACAAUUUUAGAUGUUAUAGGUUAAAAUAUGCUGCAAAAUAUUGAGAAUUUUGUUAUUUCAGCAGAUUAGUUAAGUUCUGCUUUUAAUUAGUUAUGUUUAACUUGUAAGGUUAUUAUAAUAAAUUAUGCAGUAAAAGUGUUAACUGGUAAGAGAAUCUAAAUCAAAAUAAUGAUCAAUUUGUGGAUUUGAUAUCCUGGAUAUUUAUUAUAUUGUAUGUAAUGCUGCAUUUCCAUGUGAAUGUUGAAUGGUCUCUCUAACUUUAGUAUCCACGCAUGUAUAUUCAUCAUAUUUUACAAGGUUCCUGGUAGAAAUUACAGGGCUAUAUUUAAGGUUGUUUAUAAAUGUAGAUGCUUAUGUUUUUUAUGAAUUGUUAAACAUUUCAGUAUUAUAUAGGGAAAAAUUUCUAAAUUCAGAAAGGACAAAGAAAGAAUAUUCUUUUUCUUAUUAUAAAGAAAUGUUUCCUUGUCCACAGGUCUCAUUCUUUUGCCUUUUCAUUUUAUUUACCAAGGCAGAACAAUAAUUAGUGAAAAAAGAGAAAACCCAUGGAAAACAUCUCAGGCAUGCGUAAUAUUAAAUUCAAGGCAAAGCAUUUAAUUGUGGCCCUUAAAGUCUAACAAAAAAAAUUCUUUAUUAAUGAGAAAUUCAGAAAUGAUAGUUGAAUAAUUGUAGUACUUAUUUAAAAGAGUGGUUUACCAAUCUAGCAUCCCCUGAGAGACACUUAUUCUCAUGUCUUUUUUUUUGGCACAGCAAAUCUGUUUUGUCUGCAUUGAAAAUAAGCAAUCUCUCUCUUUUUUUUAAGAUAAAGAAUAGUUCCCAUUAACAACCGAUUUCUUCUAUUAACUAGACAUCUUUUUCGUAAUUACCUUACCAACCAAUUGGAAGAACCAGACAGAUGCUAAUUCCCAAAUACCCGAUUACUAUUGAGCUGUUGCUGAAGAAGACCAUGAUGCCAACUCAGACUCUCCUCUCUGGGAUGCCUGAGCAGGAACUCCUAAGACCCAAGCUGUGUCUCUCACUUUUUUCUUGUACUUCUCCUCCCUGGCUUCAACACGGAGGCCAUCCUUGGAUGUCUCCCCCGUUUUACUGACCGACAGCCUGGGCUUGUCUCAUUUUCCUCCCACUCCCCAUCAUGCUUGAGGUAGCACCAUGGAGCUCUGGGGGAUACAAGUUGUGGAGCCCAAGUGUUCCUAUCCAUUCUGGAUGAUUUUGCCUGUGUUACUUAGGUAUCUUCAUGUAACAAGUCACAGAAAAUGAAACUCAGACUGACAAACAUUGAAGGAAAUACACUGACUCCGUAACUGAAAGUCCAGAGUUGUGCCUGGUUCCUGUGAAGCUUGAUCAAAAAUCUCAAUGCUAUACUCCCUGUGGUUCAGGUCUUUCCAGCUCUAGCUGAAACAGCCUGGCUUCUGCAGUGUUGUCUUCUACUUCAGGCCCCACAUGGUGGGGUGGACGCUUCCCACCCCCAGUGGCCCCAGGCUCUCCUCUUUUCUUAGCAACAUGGCUGCCACAUGCCCCCCAGACCUCGCCUUCUCCUACCACUCAUUCUAAGGAAAGAGAGAGGUUCUUUUUUGGUUGCUCCCAUAGGAGAGAUGGAAAGCUUUGUUUUUUCCUUCUUCACAGAAUGCCCAGCAAAGGUCAUUCUGUGUCCCAUUGGCUCCAGUUGGUUAAUAUGUCCAUCCCUGAACCAAUCAGAAUGGCCAUUGGAAGCUGGGGUUCAGGGAUAAAUUCACUGAUCAUCUUAAGGUAAUGGAGACCCAGGCUGGCACCUGGCGGUGAGGUCACUUCUAACUAAACCCACAUAGCUUGAGAAUAGGGAAGUGGUGAAUCCACAGAGGAAAACCAGAGUUGAUGUUACCAUUAAAGUACCUGGGUGCUGGGCAGCAAAGACAUUAGAUGUUCUCAGCUCUAGUGAUGUGCUUCAAAAGCAGCUUUCUGGCAGCACGUGGGUCAGGCUUAGAGCGGGCACAAAGCAAGCUGUGGAUACAUGUAUAGGAUACAAAGUAUCUUCAGCUGUGGAUACAUGUAUAGGAUACAAAGUAUCUUCAUUUCUUUAAAUGCCCUUGAUGACCUUAAAAGGGGAGGGGAGGUGGAUCUGGUGUAUGAAUUUCACACUUAGGAGUUCAACUAUUUUGUAAAUUGGGGGCUGCCUAAUAGAGACAGUGGUAAGAGGCAAUGAUGAUUGUCUGAAAAUGCUACUGAGAAAAACCUGUUAAAUGGCAUUAUCUGUAACCUCUGGAUAAAUAAGUCUGCUGAUUGAAACAUUUCCCUGCUAGUAGUAUUUUACAAAACAUUAAAAACACUUUAAUUUGUUUGACUAUAAACAAUUGCAUUAUUUCCUUAUUCCCAGUCUGGAUGAUCAUUGUUUUUGUUCUGAAAGAAACUCUUGAUAGUUGUAUUUAGAAUAACAAUAGGAUUUUAUACAAGUUAGAUGCUAUGACCAUGUAUAUAUUUGCAGCUUUAUAAUUACGUGACAUAUCCCAUCGGUAUUUUACAGACACACUUUAGGGGCGGCCGGAUGGCUCAGA
Molecule: messenger RNA, 5033 nt
Organism: Neogale vison (American mink)
Lineage: Eukaryota; Metazoa; Chordata; Mammalia; Carnivora; Mustelidae
Gene: WNT16
Product: Wnt family member 16
Exons: 4
Coding region: 270-1358 (362 amino acids)
Biological process (GO): neuron differentiation; multicellular organism development; canonical Wnt signaling pathway
Cellular component (GO): extracellular region
Molecular function (GO): frizzled binding; cytokine activity
Source: RefSeq, a predicted model, not a curated record